CUGCGAAAUGUGAGUAUAUUAUAUGGAAUGGAAAUUGGAAAUUGAUUUCUGUGGACACUAGAUACUGGAGUGCAAAGAUAUUCUUGUUGACAAAAAGAAUUAUAAAAUAUAUACAAGUGUAUGAAAAUUUGAGUGAUCCGUAUUUCGUGCGUUUUGUAUUAUUUCGUAUUGUUUAUUAUUCUAUAAAUGUUUAUAUCACAGAAAUUAACAGGGUAGUAACAUGCAAAUAUAUGUAGAAUGAUCAUAUAAAAUAAAAAGAAAGACAAUACGGGAAUAUAAUAAAAUUUGCAUUAGUAUUUAUAAGAUUAAGUUGACACUUCUCUAAAAUGGGACCACCUAAGAAAUUUAAAAAGUAUGAUUCAAAAACAGGCAGUGACAGAUCAAGCAAAAAGAAAAAAGUUGAAGAAGAUAUGACAAUAGACUUGGUAGAUGAUGAGAACACAGAAAAUGUCAAUGUGCCCGGAGCGGCCAUGCAAGAUGCUGAGAAAAACGAUCAGGUGCCUGAAGAUGAAUUUGGUGCCAAAGAUUACAGAAAUCAAAUGGCAUUAAAGCCAGACAGCGCCAGUCGCCCUCUAUGGGUUGCACCAAAUGGCCACAUAUUCCUCGAGGCCUUCUCGCCUGUGUACAAACACGCACAUGACUUUUUAAUCGCCAUAUCAGAACCUGUGUGCCGACCACAGCACAUUCAUGAAUACAAACUAACAGCCUACAGUUUAUACGCGGCCGUGUCAGUGGGUUUGCAGACUGGAGAUAUUAUUGAGUAUUUGCAGCGUCUGAGCAAAUGUGCCGUACCUGCUGGCAUUAUUGAGUUUAUACAAUUGUGUACCCUGUCAUAUGGAAAAGUCAAACUUGUCCUGAAACAUAAUAGGUAUUUGGUAGAGAGCAAACAUGUGGAAGUAUUACAAAAGCUCCUACGCGACCCGGUGAUACAGCAGUGUCGGCUGCGACGCGAUGGCGAUGAUGACUUGUUGGCGUCUGCGUUGCCGAACAAACCGACCACGGCUGCAGCUAAACCUGGUGAAGAAAAACCGGCAGCGAAUGGCGCGGUGCCUGAUGACAUCAGUCAGUUCUACCAACAACUAGACAAGGAUGACGACGAAGACGAGGCCCCAGGAAUAACAGCCAACACCGCCGUCGCCUUUGAAGUCGAUCCAGAUAAGAUUGAGGUAAUACAAAAGCGUUGCAUUGAACUAGAGCAUCCGUUGUUGGCCGAAUACGACUUCCGAAACGAUGCCAUCAACCCAGACAUAAACAUCGAUCUCAAACCUACCGCCGUGCUGCGUCCUUACCAAGAGAAAAGUCUUCGGAAAAUGUUCGGAAACGGACGAGCCAGGUCUGGAGUGAUCGUGCUGCCGUGUGGCGCGGGCAAGUCGCUGGUGGGCGUGACGGCGGUGUGCACGGUGCGCAAGCGCGCGCUGGUGCUGUGCAACUCCGGCGUCUCCGUCGAGCAGUGGAAGCAGCAGUUCAAGUGCUGGUCCACAGCCGACGACAGCUGCAUAUGCAGAUUCACAUCUGAAGCCAAAGACAAACCCAUGGGCGCCGGUAUACUCAUAACGACGUACUCUAUGAUUACGCAUGGACAGCGACGCUCGUGGGAGGCGGAGCAAACCAUGAAGUGGCUGCAGGCCCAAGAGUGGGGGUUGGUGGUGUUGGACGAAGUGCACACAAUCCCUGCUAAGAUGUUCCGUAGAGUGCUCACCAUCGUACAUUCCCAUGCUAAGCUGGGACUAACUGCAACGCUUUUGCGUGAAGACGACAAGAUUGCUGAUCUGAACUUCCUCAUUGGUCCGAAGUUGUACGAAGCGAACUGGCUGGAGCUGCAGGCGGCGGGCUACAUCGCGCGCGUGCAGUGUGCCGAGGUGUGGUGUCCCAUGACCCCGGAGUUUUACCGCGAGUAUCUCAUACAGAAAAUAAACAAGAAAAUGCUGCUAUAUGUUAUGAAUCCGUCGAAGUUCCGAGCGUGUCAGUUCCUGGUGCGCUAUCACGAGCGACGCGGCGAUAAAACUAUAGUCUUCUCGGACAACGUAUUUGCGUUGCGGCACUACGCAGUCAAAAUGAAUAAACCAUAUAUUUAUGGGCCAACGUCACAAAGUGAAAGGAUUCAAAUUCUUCAGAACUUUAAAUUCAAUCCAAAAGUCAACACGAUAUUUGUCAGUAAAGUCGCCGACACAAGUUUCGAUUUGCCAGAAGCAAAUGUUCUCAUACAAAUUUCAUCUCACGGUGGUUCGAGACGUCAAGAGGCACAACGUUUAGGACGUAUUUUGAGAGCAAAAAAAGGAGCAUUGGCCGAAGAAUAUAACGCAUUCUUUUAUACUCUUGUGUCACAGGACACUUUAGAAAUGGCCUACAGUCGAAAAAGACAAAGAUUUCUUGUCAAUCAAGGUUACAGUUAUAAGGUCAUUACUGAACUGAAAGGAAUGGAUCAGGAACCAGAUUUACUUUACGGAACUCGAGAGGAACAAGGCACUCUUCUCUCGCAGGUGCUGGCGGCGUCGGAGACGGAGUGCGAGGAGGAGCGCGAGGGGGGCGUGGGGGGCGCGGGCGUGUCGCGCCGCGCAGGCGCUCUCUCCUCGCUGGCCGGCGCCGACGACGGCCUCUACCUCGAGCACCGCCGCUCGCAACAACACAACAAGCAUCCACUCUUCAAGAAGUUCCGAUACUAGCCGACGACGCCACACGCCCCAAAUCUCACGAUUCCUGACCACCUUGCCAAUGAACAUCUUCUCUAUUAUACAGCUUCGUUCGCAAUUGUUUUUUUUUAAAUGGACACCACUGGAAAUGAAAAUCUCUUGGACCGACCAAUCAAUCACAAUGGAAUGGCUGCGGGAUUGUUACGGAAUUAUAAUCGAUACAAAAUAAAAUCCUACGUCUGAUCAUAUUAUAGCUGAAUAUUUUCUGAUUGAUGAGAAUAAUAAAUGAAACAUUUUGGAA
Manduca sexta (tobacco hornworm) is the source of this 2931-nucleotide messenger RNA. RefSeq names its product general transcription and DNA repair factor IIH helicase subunit XPB (gene hay). The transcript has 16 exons. NCBI's taxonomy places the organism in Eukaryota, Metazoa, Arthropoda, Insecta, Lepidoptera, Sphingidae. Gene Ontology annotation, molecular function: 3'-5' DNA helicase activity; ATP binding; hydrolase activity. Gene Ontology annotation, cellular component: transcription preinitiation complex; nucleotide-excision repair factor 3 complex; transcription factor TFIIH holo complex. Gene Ontology annotation, biological process: transcription initiation at RNA polymerase II promoter; nucleotide-excision repair. The record is from RefSeq and is a predicted model, not a curated record. The coding region runs from base 327 to 2663 and encodes 778 amino acids.